GCUCUAUGGCUGCUGUGUGGUACACCAGCCUAUCCGCUUCCCCUCUACACAAGGCAACGAAUGGAUAAAAACCCCUCUUCAAGAAAAAUCAAAGAAUCCAAUAACCCUAGCUGCAGCACCACCCGACCGGAAAUAUUGAUGUCGAGGCUGAAAUCUCUCCGCCCCUUGAGAUCCCUGCCCCGCCUUCUCACCUCAAAAUCCCACAACCAACCGUCCUUUCACCGGUCCUUCUCCUUGUCCCACCUGUCAUCAUCAUCAUCAUCAUCUCCACUCCCUUCAGCAUCCGCCGUCCGAUUCAUCAGUACGUGCCGCCCCCGAGAGGAACCCAACAUCCACUACAAUAUACCUCCCUUCCUCGACGAGAUACCUCCACCCGCCAAAUGGGGCAUCGUGAUGGUCCCUGAAAAUCAGGCCUACGUUGUCGAACGGAUGGGAGGGUGGUCCCUGAAGACCCUCUAUUCCGGCAUCCACUUCCUGAUACCAGUGGUAGAUAGGAUCACCCACGUCCAUUCCUUGAAGGAAGAGGUGUUCCUACUUUCAGAUACGAUUGAAAUUACGAAGGACGAUGCCCACAUUUUAAUUGACAGUGUUACUCAUGUCAAGAUAGUCGAUCCGCUUCUAGCAUCAUAUCAGUUAUUGAAUCCGAUCCUUGUAGUUGCGAGUAUGUCAUCUGUGAUAAUGCUCGAAAAUGUCAGGAAAAUGAAUCUCAACGAGAUUUUCGAAGAGAUGGAUACUCUGAAUGAGAAUAUCAUGAAGUCAACUAAUGAAGUUGGUACUCGUUUGGGUGUGAAGUGUCUGCGAUAUGCGAUAAGGGACAUAUCUCCUUCUCCGAAAGUUGGCGCAGUUAUAGAGAUGCAAGCAAAAGCAGAAAGAAGAAAACUUGCUCAAGUUCUAGAGUCCGAAGGAGAAGCAAAAGCUAUCCGUAAAAAGGCACGAGCAACUGAAAAAUUUAUGUCUUUGCUAUCAGACUCCAUUAAAGUAAGUGGAGGCGUCAAGGGCAUGGCACAGUUGCUCCCUAGCACUGUUGCCAAUCCUGCCAGCAUGAUGGCUCAGGCACCACCAAUUUACAAAAGACCGGUUGGCAAUGGCCGUUCUACCACUGAACCCCAGAAAAUCUCCCAAUCUGGGCUUCUACAUAGGAGCAAAGUUGAUGGGCCUCCCAGACAAGCCGAAGAUGAAAGCCCUGCAACUGAUGCUACUGUUGCUCCAGCACCCGUGGUCUUUCCAGUUGAACUAGUUUUCUCUUUGCAGAGCCCCAAGAACUUAAGGUGAUACAGUCAAUGGCCUCGGAGCCCACAAUUGUGAAAUUCAUUUUUCUUUCCAUCAGGUUUUAUUUUCUUAAAUGUUAUUUGGUAAACUUAAAAAUAAAGUCUGAAAAUUAAUUGAAGUAUCGAAAAGUUGAAGUACUGAA
This is a messenger RNA of Magnolia sinica, 1411 nucleotides long. RefSeq lists its product as uncharacterized. The record is from RefSeq and is a predicted model, not a curated record. Gene Ontology annotation, cellular component: membrane. The transcript is spliced from 6 exons. NCBI's taxonomy places the organism in Eukaryota, Viridiplantae, Streptophyta, Magnoliopsida, Magnoliales, Magnoliaceae. Bases 61 to 1272 code for a protein of 403 amino acids.